Molecule: messenger RNA, 1140 nt
Organism: Bombyx mandarina (wild silkworm)
Lineage: Eukaryota; Metazoa; Arthropoda; Insecta; Lepidoptera; Bombycidae
Gene: Hao
Product: Hydroxyacid oxidase
Biological process (GO): fatty acid alpha-oxidation
Cellular component (GO): peroxisomal matrix
Molecular function (GO): (S)-2-hydroxy-acid oxidase activity; FMN binding
Source: RefSeq, a predicted model, not a curated record
AUGGAAAAGUAUGUAAGUGUUAAAGAUUUAGAAGAAGCGGCCCUCAGACUUCUUCCAAAAUCUGUGAGAGAUUAUUAUAAAAGUGGUGCUACAGAAGAACAGACACUAGGAGAAAACAAAAAGGCCUUUCAAAGGCUGCGAAUAAGUCCAAAGUGCUUAGUUGGUGUAAAUAAUUGUGACCUUCGAACAACAGUGCUUGGAAAUGAAAUCUCAAUGCCUAUUGGUAUAUCUGCUACUGCGAUGCAGCGCAUGGCACACCCUGACGGAGAACUUGCUAAUGUUAAAGCUGCUGCUAAGGAACAGACUAUAUUUAUGUUGAGCACCAUCGCCACAAGUUCUAUAGAAGAAGUAGCAAACGCAGCGCCAGAUGCAACUAAAUGGUUUCAACUUUACAUUUAUAAUGAUAGAGAAGUAACAAAAAAUUUAGUGCUGCGUGCAGAAAAACACGGAUUUAAAGCAAUAGCGCUAACUGUAGAUACGCCAUUAUUCGGUUUGCGACGCGCAGACGUCCGGAAUAAAUUUACAUUGCCCCGACAUUUAAGAUUAGCAAAUUUCGAUGGUAUUUUAUCUACAAAGAUACACAAUACGAAUAAUGGAAGUGGUUUAAAUGAAUAUGUACAAAAUCUAUUUGAUAAAUCAGUAACUUGGAAUGACAUAAAGUGGUUGAAAAGUAUCACAAGUCUCCCAAUAAUAGCAAAAGGUGUUCUUCGUGGCGAUGAUGCUGUAAAAGCGGUAGAAGCUGGCUGUUCUGCUAUUUUGGUAUCUAAUCACGGAGCAAGACAACUUGAUGGAGUUCCAGCAACUAUUGAAGCUUUGCCGGAAAUUGUUGAAGCCCUAAAAGGUUACGACGUCGAAAUAUUUCUGGACGGCGGCGUCUCCACUGGCACUGAUGUCUACAAGGCUUUGGCGCUUGGUGCAAAAAUGGUUUUAGUGGGUCGUCCGGCACUGUGGGGUUUGACUGUAGGAGGGCAAGCCGGAGUGCAGAGGAUGUUACAGAUACUCCGUACGGAGCUUGAAUAUACGCUUCAGAUUGCAGGAACCCCAACUGUCGCGGACGUCACGAAAGAAAUGGUGAGGCAUGAAAAUUCGUAUUGUAAACUUUGAUUUUCUAUCGAACGUAACAAUAAAACUAUGAAUGAG